Molecule: messenger RNA, 7719 nt
Organism: Penicillium crustosum
Lineage: Eukaryota; Fungi; Ascomycota; Eurotiomycetes; Eurotiales; Aspergillaceae
Product: putative polyketide synthase
Exons: 3
Coding region: 1-7719 (2572 amino acids)
Biological process (GO): fatty acid biosynthetic process
Molecular function (GO): 3-oxoacyl-[acyl-carrier-protein] synthase activity; phosphopantetheine binding
Source: RefSeq, a predicted model, not a curated record
AUGCCGUCUGAGUCUUACCCCCGGGUGAACCCCAAGGUGUUUUUGUUCGGACCACAGGCAUUGGCUUUCGAUGCCAAGCUCUUCACAACACUUCAAAGCCAUCUAUACGACAGCUGGGCGUUAGAUGCCUUAUCUGACCUACCAAUUAUUUGGGAGAGUCUCGUCAAACAAGUGCCAAAACUGCAACAUGUAGAGGGUGAACGGCUAUUGCGAGAGUUGCAUCAGGGCUUGCAGACAGGAAGUCUACCGGAUUCUCUGUUUCCAUUACCCAAUAUCCUACUAUCACCUCUGGUGGUAAUCGUUCAAUUGACCCAGUAUCUUGCCUUUGUGAGGUCUGGGUUGCCGGGUCUUGGGGAUACCGACGAGAUACCCCAAUCUGUCAUGCAGACUUCGGAGAGUCUCGGUCUAUGUACCGGUAUUCUGAGCGCCUUCGCUGUGAGCUGUGCCUCCAGCAUAGCCAAGGUUCAGCAAUACGGUGCUGUUGCUGUGAGAUUGUCCAUGCUUGUUGGUGCGCUCGUGGACGCCGAAGAGGCAUCACCGGACACCGGCAGUCCCGCCAUGUCCUUCUCAAUGUCAUGGAAUGCGUUGGAGUCUCGUACCAGCGUGGACGAAGUGUUGGCAGAAUUUCCAGAGGCAUACAUCUCUGUUUUCGUUGAUGAAAAGAGGGCCACAGUGACUGCCCCUAAGGAAUCAGCUCCUGCUCUCCUUGAUAAACUCAGGUUAUCCGGUGCACACGUCACUGAAGUUGCACUUUCUGGUCGGUUCCAUUGGCCAAAACAUCGUGAAGACGCAAAGCAGCUCAUCGCCUUUUGCGACCAUGACCCCAGAUUCCAGUUCCCCGAUGCAUCUGAAAUAGUGUUGCCGACCAGGCUGAGCACUGGAGGUCGUCUACAUGAGAUUGCAUUGCAAGAGAUUCUGCUCAAACCAUCCGAAUGGCUGAGCUUGUUCGGUCUCGUUCAAUCAUCACACAUUGACGCAGGUGGUGCGAAUUUUGUCUGCUUUGGCUCAGAACGAUGCGUGCCACCGACAAUGAUAAGGAAGCUGGGUCCUCUACUGAUUCAUAUUUCUGACGUCGAUCUGUCAACCUCUGCUCUGCCGAGUGAACUUCUCCGUUCAACCUCCGCAUCACCCUUUGACAAUCUACCAGACGAUCAGAUCGCUGUGAUCGGAAUGGCUUGUCAUGUUCCUGGAGCGGAAGACCUUGAUGAGUAUUGGAGAAUCUUGACUAGUGGCCAAUCACAGCAUACUAGAGUCCCAUUGGAGCGCUUCAGUAUGAAGACAGCGUUCAGGGAGCUCGAGGAGAACCGCAAAUGGUACGGUAAUUUUCUACGAGACUAUGACACCUUCGACCACAAAUUCUUCAAGAAAAGCGCACGCGAGAUGUCAUCCGCCGAUCCCCAACAUCGAUUGGUAUUGAAACUUGCAUACCAGGCCAUCGAACAGUCUGGGUAUUUCGGAGCUUCCCAUAAUAGCAAGCAUGUCGGAUGCUAUAUCGGAAUCGGGAACAAUGACUACGAACGCAACAUUGCUUGCCACCCAGCAAACGCUUAUUCGGCCACGGGAAACCUCCGAAGCUUCGCUGCCGGGAAGGUCAGUCACUAUUUCGGGUGGACAGGUCCAAGUCUAACAAUUGAUACUGCUUGUUCCUCGUCCGGUGUCGCUAUUCACCAAGCAUGCCGUGCUAUCCUCCAUGGAGAAUGCACGAGUGCGCUUGCAGGCGGAGUCAAUGUCCUCACCAGUCCUGAAUGGUUUCAAAAUCUGGCUGGUGCUUCCUUUUUGAGCCCCACUGGACAGUGCAAGCCGUUUGAUGCAAGAGGUGAUGGAUAUUGCAGAGGAGAGGGCGCUGGCGUUGUUUUCCUCAAGCGACUUUCCUCCGCGAUUGCAGAUGGAGACCAAGUGCUUGGAGUUAUAGCCAGCACGAAGGUCUACCAGAACCAGAACUGUACAGCAAUCACAGUUCCUAAUUCGAUAUCACUGGCAGGGCUUUUUGGAGAUGUGGUAGAACAGGCGCGGCUUGAGCCACAGGCUAUUUCUGUAGUCGAAGCCCAUGGAACCGGAACUCCAGUGGGUGACCCCGCGGAGUAUGAUGCUGUUCGAAGAGUAUUUGGAGGCUCAAUACGCUCGGACACACUUUCUCUGAUGUCCGUGAAAGGUCUACUUGGUCACACCGAAUUUGCGUCGGGUAUAGUAUCCUUGGUGAAAAUUUUGCUCAUGAUCAACGAGGGCUUCAUACCUCCACAGGCUAGCUUCACUUCUAUGAGCCCUGCCCUGAAUGCUUAUCAUGAAGACAUGAUAAAUAUUGCAACGCAACUGACUCCUUGGAAUGUGGACUUCCGGGCUGCUCUUAUUAAUAACUACGGCGCCUCAGGCUCUAAUGCUUCAAUGAUCAUCACACAGGCACCGAAGCCCCGCUCUUCGACUUCGAAUCCCUCGCCGCUAUCGUCGUCUGCUACCAGCUUUCCCUUUUGGCUUUGCGGAAUCGACUCACAAAGUCUUCGAGCAUAUGCUACCAAAUUCAGGCGUUUCAUCCACGAUAAUGCCGACUCGGUGAAGGACUUGACAGUGCGAAAUUUGUCGUUCCAAAUCUCCCGCCAGUCAAAUCGCAAUUUGCCAAGGGCGUUGAUAUUCAGUGCUGCCUCUCGUAACGAGCUGGAGGAGAAGCUUCUGGACUAUGAACAAGGGGGUAGGAGCAUCGCGGAAAUUGAAGUGCCUCCACCUCGUCCGGUCAUUCUUUGCUUCGGCGGCCAGAUCUCCACCUAUGUUGGCCUAGGAAAGGAUGUCUACAACCAGGCAACUAUUUUGAGAAGUCAUCUGGACCAGUGCAAUACGGUAUGCCUCUCACUGGGUCUCGGCAGCAUCUACCCUGCCAUAUUUCAAAGGUCUCCAAUCCUAGACACGGUGGAGCUACAGACUGUACUCUUCGCGGCACAGUACUCUUGUGCGAGAGCGUGGAUUGACUCCGGAGUCAAGGUGACCGCGGUGAUUGGCCAUAGCUUUGGCGAACUGACAGCUCUCUGCAUUGCCGGUGCCUAUUCUUUGGCUGACGCUCUCAGACUGAUCUCUGGUCGGGCACGUCUGAUUCGCGACAAGUGGGGUUCUGAUAAGGGAUCCAUGCUAGCAUUGGAGGCGGAUCUUGCUGAGGUGACAGCAUUGCUGUCCACUUCAAACAAACCGGAUGUCUCUAUUGCCUGUUAUAAUGGCCCCAGAUCUUUUACCCUCGCAGGUUCGACGGAGUCUGUUCAAUUCAUCGAGGAACUUGCACGGAGCAACCAGACCUUCUUUGGCAUGAAGCUCAAGAAGUUGAAUGUUACCAAUGCCUUCCAUUCUGCCAAUGUCGAUCCGUUGAUUAGUGAUCUGGAAGCACUUGGUCGCGAAAUUCAAUUUAAUGAGCCUAUUAUUCAAGUUGAAGCAGCGACUGAGACAAGAUCUAGCCCAACCCGCGGGUCCCAUUUCAUAGCUCAGCACUUGAGAAACCCGGUAUAUUUCAACCAUGCAGUCCAAAGACUUGCUGAGGAGUACCCAGCUGCAAUCUGGCUUGAAGCUGGAUCAAAUUCUACGAUUACCACCAUGAUAAGCCGGGCACUGGGAAAUUCAAGUUCUCCACACCAUUUCCAGUCUGUUCACAUAACCAGCGAAGAAUCUCUCCCACUUCUGGCUGAAGCGACGACAAAGCUGUGGAAAGAAGGCCUGAAUGUGUCAUUUUGGGCUCAUCAUCCUAUGGAAGUGUCUCAGCACUCGCUUGUGAUACUCCCUCCUUACCAAUUCGAAAAGGCGAGACAUUGGAUGGACUUGAAGGAGGUUCCCGAAGUCAAAUCCUCUAUCGACACAACUGUGCAACCGCCAGAGCCUCCCAAGGGCCUUACAACAUUCAUCGGGUUUGAAGACCAGGCAAAGCAGUCUGCCCGAUUCCGAGUGAACACAACCUGCGACAAAUUCCAGCAGCUGACAUCGGCUAAUGUUGCUCUCAAUACCACCGCUGUAACACCCGGCAUGCUUCAGAUUGAAAUUUCACUCGAUGCCAUAAUGAAUCUGCAACCUGACUUCAAGACGUACCAGUUCCAACCAGAGGUCCAGGGGGUUUCUUAUCACAACGCCCUCAUUGACUCUAAUUCUACGGACUUGUAUCUUGACGCCAUUGCAAAAGAUGAUGGAGGCCUGGCCUGGAGAUGGAGACUUUACGGUACUGACCUUGGGGAUAGGGUAACUGAAUUCAGCUCUGGAAGCAUUGUUUUCUUGCCGGCCAGUGACCCUGCACUCAAGGAGAACUUCGAGCGCUUGUCGCGUCUGAGUGGCAAGAAACGAUGUGCUAGUCUUCUCCAAGGAAACGGUGCAGACGACGUGCUUCAGGGCCGAAAUAUCUAUCGAGCGUUCGAACAAGUGGUCAACUAUGCGGAGCCAUUCCGGCGUGUAACCAAGAUAGCUGGAAAGGAGGAUGAAUCAGCAGGCUACGUCUCAAAGGCAUAUACUGGAGAGACCUGGAUGGAUCCGGUUUUGACGGAGUGUUUCUGUCAGGUUGCCGGAAUUUUCAUCAAUCUCAUGACAGAUGCAUCUGAUCUGUCUAAAAGAGGCGUCUACAUCUGUGACGGUAUUUCCAGAUGGAUGCAUUACCCCGGACUAGGUAGCAUGACUUCAGCCCCUGAUGCUUGGGAAGUAUUUGCGGUGCAUCACCACGAGUCUGAGACUAAGUAUGUCAGUGAUGUUUUCGCUUUCGACCCUCGUGAUGGAUCCUUGAUCGAGGCGAUCCUAGGAAUUUCUUAUCGGCUUGUACCCAUGGAUUCAAUGCGCAAACUUUUGACCCGGGGUCCUCAGCAAGAAUCCCACUUUUCCACGGCUGCUGUCUCGUCAAAGUCUACACCUGUCCAUGCUCCCACUCCUACAACGACGGUUAGCUCCACUCCCUCUAGCCUGAAUUCAUUCCAAGAGAAAACUAUUGUGAAAAAUGUCGCGAAGCCCCCUGGACCAGACAUCUCUGCAAAGAUGUGUGAAAUUAUCUGUAAUCUUUCCGGAUUGGAGCCGGAGGAGAUAGAAGAUGACUCUGACCUUGUUGAACUCGGGAUCGAUUCUCUUAUGGCCAUGGAACUGGUUCGAGAAGUCGAUUCUGCAUUUAAGUGCACUCUUCAAAAUGAUCAGCUUAUGGAGCUGACUGACUUCGCCAGUCUGGUCUCGUGUAUCCGGUCUACCCUAGGAUUUGACGACGAGGAAAGCGGCGUCGGGUUUGAACGAGACUCUUCGGUUGACACAGAAGCAUACAUACUUUUGGAACCGAAUGAGCCCGCCACAAAUAUCAACGGCGCCAAUGGUACCGUCAGCUUUGACCAUAGAGAUGGCAACGCUGUUCUGUCUAUGUCCACAUUGCUUGAUGCAUUCCGUGAGAUCAAAUGGGACACUGAUGACGACAUUGUCAAGGGCCAACUGGGAACAUACUCCAAGCAUGUCAUGCCGCGGUCCACAGAGCUCUGCAUUGUGUAUAUUGUGGAUGCCUUCGAACAACUAGGUUGCCCAAUACGGUCUGCAGCACCAGGUCAAGUGCUUACACGCGUUCCAUACCAUCCCAAGCAUGAGAAGUUCAUGAACAUGAUCAUCUAUGGGUUAUUGGAAAAGGACGCCCGUUUGAUAGACAUCAACGGCUCGAUUAUCACACGCACGGCAGUUGCGCCGCCGACCGCAUCUGCGGACACAUUGCUCAGCAAGCUGUUGCACGAUGAACCUGUUCAUGCUGCUGAACAUAAGCUCGCAGCAUUGAUAGGUCAGAAAUUUGCAGAUCUCAUCACGGAUAAAGAAGAUGGCCUGAAGCUCAUCUUUGGUAAUCCGGAAAGCCGAGAAAUUGCUGCAGAUAUGUAUUCGAACUCCCCUGUCAACACAGUUUGGAUCAAACAGCUUGAGCGAUUCUUCGAACGGGUUCUUGGUCGCCUUCCCAAAGAUGGACAGCCCAUCUGCAUUCUCGAGGUUGGCGGAGGCACUGGCGGGACAACAAGCAGAAUUGUGCCAUUGCUCGCCAAAUUAGGAGUCCCCGUGAAAUACACCAUGACAGACAUUUCGGGGUCGCUCAUCGCAGCUGCUCGCAAACGUUUCAAGAAGUACCCGUUCAUGGAUUUCAAACCUCUGAACAUGGAAAGUGAGCCAGAUGCCAAAUUCUUGCAGAGCCAGCAUAUCAUUUUGGCCACCAAUUGUAUCCAUGCAACACGGAAUCUUUCUGUAUCAUUAAAGAAUCUUCAUCGGAUCUUGCGACCUGAUGGUGCUCUCAUUAUGUUAGAGAUGACGGAGCAGGUACCGUGGUGCGAUUUCAUCUUCGGGUUGUUGGAAGGAUGGUGGCUGUUUGAGGAUGGGCGAGACUACGUCCUCCAGCCAGCCACCUAUUGGGAGAAGGUACUGCAGUCGGUGGGAUACGGCCAUGUCGACUGGACUGAAGGAGAACUUCCCGAGGCACGUAUUCAGCGUUUGAUUAUCGCCCAUGCAUCUGGAUCCAGGUAUGAUCGCGGACCAAAGCCUCCUCUGGCAUCCAUCCCUGAACUCACGUUACCAGACAUCUCUGAGCGCCGAGCGAGGAUUGACGCCGCUGUUCACAAAUACACAAAAGACUUCGUUGCUCCAUCACAAAUUUUAUCCCCUGCCAAGUUGCCAUCCUUGAGCUCUGGGCAGUGUGUGCUCGUUACCGGUGCUACCGGAAGCCUGGGUGCCCACAUCGUGGCCUCCCUGGUACAACGCCCAGGUAUCCACACAGUUGUAUGUCUGAAUCGACUGAGCACGACCGAGGCGACAGUGCGACAGCAGAACUCUCUUCAAAUGAGAGGCAUCUCACUCGACCCGACAUCGCUGAGCAAGCUGAAGGUGAUUGAAACGGACACAAGCAAGCCCAAUUUAGGGCUCUCUCCCGAAAACUACCAGUAUUUGAUCCAAAACGUGACCGAAAUCGUCCAUAGUGCUUGGCCAAUGAGUCUGACCCGCCCGAUGCGGACUUACGAACCUCAAUUUAAGAUCGCGCGGGGUCUCAUCGAUCUUGCACGCGAAGUCGCCCAGCACCGACCAGCCCCAUUCAAAUUCGGCUUCCAGUUUAUCUCCUCCAGCGCCGUGAUUGCAAACUACCCUCUAUUGGCAGGAACACCUGUCGUCCCCGAGCAAUCUGGUACGGUUGAAUCCGUCCCUUUGACGGGGUAUGCCGAAGCCAAACUUGCAACGGAGCGUAUUCUGGCCGAGACAUUAUAUCGUUUCCCAGACCGGUUCCAUGUAAUGGCGGUGCGGAUUGCGCAGAUUACCGGCUCGACUAGCAAUGGCUACUGGAACCCCUCUGAGUACAUGCCAUUCCUGAUCAAGUCGUCGCAGGUUCUCAAGAUUCUUCCCGAGCUCGAUGGAACCCUCUCCUGGUACCCUGUGAACGAUGUCGCUUCUGUUCUAGGCGAGCUACUCCUGUCUCAAUCUACGACGGAUCUUAUCUAUCAUAUUGACAAUCCGUCCCGGCAGACGUGGCGGGAGAUGAUUGCGAUUUUGGCUCGCGCGUUAGAUCUUGGACAAAAGAGUAUCGUUCCGUUUGGUCAGUGGGUGAAUCGGUUGAUUGAUUUCUUCGAGCAUUAUUUCGUUCCGAUGUCUUGCGGUGGUUUGGUUCUGGACACCACCAAGUCUUCGCAACAUUCCAAGACGCUGCAGAAUCAGGGUCCUAUUGAUGAGGAUCUCAUGAUGAAAUAUAUUGCCAGGUGGAAAGAAUCGGGAUUUUUGAACCCGUAA